Messenger RNA from Xyrauchen texanus (razorback sucker), 3061 nucleotides. RefSeq names its product (Lyso)-N-acylphosphatidylethanolamine lipase-like. Gene Ontology annotation, cellular component: lipid droplet. Gene Ontology annotation, molecular function: phosphatidylcholine lysophospholipase A1 activity. The transcript has 8 exons. Lineage: Eukaryota; Metazoa; Chordata; Actinopteri; Cypriniformes; Catostomidae. The record is from RefSeq and is a predicted model, not a curated record. Bases 1253 to 2254 code for a protein of 333 amino acids.
AACACAAACACGGGCCUUUGAAAGGACUGAAAUGCGUAACAGAUCCGGCAGUGAAAACACGGAUCCUAAGUAUGUCAUUCUGUCAUUGAGGCUUUUUCCAGUGUUAUGUUUUUUCACUAACUUGUUCUGUUAACGCCGACAUGCAAGACGAGACUGACAUUGAGUAAGUAGCGUUACAUUUUAAUAUUCAGUCAUAUUACACAAGAUGUGUCAAUGAUGUAACGAAGUUUCAGUGUUAUGAAACGUUCGAAUGAUGUUUAACAAAAGCGCCAAUUUCAAUGUCUCUGACUGGAAUGUUUGAAAAUAGAAAACAUAAUUAUAAUGCAUUCAUUCAUACACGCUGUCAUGUAAGACAGACACGUGUAGAUUUUUUCAGCCGAUUUUGUUAUGUAAAUUCGGCAUGAGUUGUUACAUUACAGGUAAAGCAGGAAAUACUGUCAUCAUUUUGUGAUAUUGUUUUUCUUUAAGGUGUGAAAUGUCUUAAUUUUAUCUUCAGUAAACAGAAAAAUUCGCAUCUGUUUUUUUUUUUAUUUUUUUUAUUUUAUUUUGUAUUUUUUAAUACGGCCUUAACCGUAUUCGUAGGAGUAUAAUUAAAAAAAAUAAAAAUAAUAAUAAAUAAAUGCCUAAAUCUAAAAUUAAAUCGCAUGUUAAUCUAAAUAGUUCAAACGUAAUAAAUAAUAAAUUAAAUAAAUUUCUGUCAUCAUCUUCUUUUUAAUUUAAAGUGAUGUUCCUAGCACUAUUUAUCACACGGCGCUCAAGAAUACUCUAUUCUGAUUGGUCAGAUAUUAAUAAGUAAUGUCCCCAAAACUGUAAGCAAUGCAAUUCCUGCAUAGCUGUAGUAUUUUCAUGUCUCUUGUAUCAUUCUGUAGUCUUCUCACAUGAUACAAUUUAAUUAAAUUCAGUUCAAGGUUUCAUGUUCAUUUAUUUAUUAUUUUGUUAGUAGCCAUUUAACAAGUUUGACAAAAUACAGUCAGUUGGUCAUUAUUGUAAAAUAAACCCCAUUCGUUUGAUGCAAGACCACUUGGCUUCGCAUUGGGGUUUAUUAUUUUGUCCUUGCUUUAGCUGUUUAUGUGGAACAUGUUGUUCUUUUCCCAUGUGUGUGUGUCUGUGUUUGUUUGUGAAUGACUUGUGCCCCCCAAAACAUCAUUAACACUCAUUAGAUUAUUACCACCAGCAGGUGACAGGCUUGUACUCUGUGUAAAGGCCGACCUCUGGGAACUGGUCGUGGUGGCCCUCGUGGAGACCAACAUCCAUGUCGCUGUUAAAAAUCGCUGAGGCUAAAAUUCUUGCUUGUGUGCAGAGUAACGUUUUGUCCAGAUUUGUGACUUUGACAAAUCAAAACAGAAUAUGGACACUUAAAGUGACCAACAAGACGGCAUGCAAACCUACAGACAAAGCCUCUCAGACGCCUCUUGUAAUGAUCCAUGGGUUUGGAGGGGGUGUCGGCCUCUGGAUUCGUAAUCUGGAUGCAUUGAGUCACUCUCGCCCAGUCUAUGCUGUUGACCUGUUGGGCUUUGGGCGUAGUUCCCGCCCAUCGUUCCCAUCUGACGCUUCAUUGGCUGAGGAACAAUUUGUCAGUUCAAUAGAACAGUGGAGAGAAUCACUGGGGCUGGAACACAUGAUCCUAUUGGGCCACAGCCUGGGUGGUUACCUAGCAACAUCUUAUACUAUCCAGUAUCCUGAGAGAGUCAGUCAUCUCAUCCUGGUGGACGCGUGGGGUUUCCCCGAGCGACCUCAGUCACAGGGGUCAGGAGGUCAGGGGUCAGAGGUUAAAAGGGUUUCGCCACCUCGCUGGUUGAAAGCUGUAGCUUCAGUAUUCAGUCUCUUCAAUCCUCUGGCCGUCAUCAGAGCAGCAGGACCAUGGGGUCCAGGGCUGGUCAACAGAUUCCGACCUGAUUUCAAGAGGAAGUUUGAAGAUCUAUUCGAUGAUGACACUAUGACACAAUACAUUUACCACUGUAACGCUCAGAGCCCAAGUGGUGAGGUGGGUUUUAAAGCCAUGUCCGAGUCUUUCGGCUGGGCCAAGAGGCCGAUGGUGCAGCGUGUGAAUUUGCUGCCCCCGACGAUGCCCGUUACCAUGCUGUAUGGAGCGCUUUCCUGGGUGGACAGCUCCACCGGAAACAGAGUCGCUGAGAUAAGAGGCAAAAGCCCCACCAGUGUAAUUUUGAUUGAAGAUGCUUCACAUCACGUGUACGCCGACCAGCCGGACGAGUUCAACCGAGUGGUUCAGAAUAUUUGUAACACUGUAGACUAAUGGUCAACAUGAAUGUGACGACUGAGCCCAGAGUCACUAGAGUGAUGGGAUGUUUGCUUGUGUGGACAUUUCUGUUUAUGAAUGAGGUCUGUCAAGACGUAGUCUAAAGAGAGUUGCUGAGGACCUUCAGUUCGCUUUUUGGUUGAACUAUCCCUUAAACACACUCAUUUUACUGUUUGUGGCCUUUGAUGUUGAAGCCUAAAGGAUUGUACUGCUGAGUUUGAUGGAAUAUGUUUUCAUUUGUGUAUUUUGUAUCCUAUAUUUUAUUCAAAAUUUUAAAUGUGCACUGAGAAAAGCAUGCUCUUUGUGUCAUUACAUUGUCUGGGGUCAUAUUGACUAAAAUAAGGGAUGUUUAAUAAUUUCAUUAAACAUUGCAAAUGAUUGUCUGAUUUUUAUAACAUGCAUAUAAAAUACAUUGUUGUAUAUUUAACACAGCUUUGUUUUGUGUCUUUAAUUUUGUAUUUAUUUUUUGGAGCAGUGUUGUACUUUUCUCCAAAUUGUGAUAAUUUUAUUGCGAUUAAUGUCCACUAUGAGGCGCUCAAUCCAGGAUUUUGCUUGUGAUAAGAUACUUUAGUUUAGCAGUGACUGUAUAGUCAGAAGCUGUUUGGAAUAUACUGCAUGGCACACUGCAUAUAAAAGUAUGUGAAACAUUUACGCUCCGUUACGCUCAUCCCAUUAAAAUGGGGGGUAAAAUAGCCAGAUGGAACUCAUCAAUGUAUCUGAUUACUUAUACUGAAAAGCUGAUGACCUUUGCAAUUUGAAUGUUUAAAAGAAAUUGUUAGGAGUAAAAAGGCUUUUCCCUUUGGA